AUGGGGAGAGUUCAUCAAUCGUUGCUAUUGCUUGUUACCUUUCUCAUAGCUUUCUCGACCUUAAUCAAGGGUCAAAAAACAUCAAUAGGGAAGUUUGAUUUACAAAAAGGUCAAUCGGAAUCCGAGGGUAUCAAAGGUCGAUAUGUCAAUAAUCCUUUCAAUUCCGUUUACUAUCCUGAUUCCGGAGUUGGAUUCCAGGACGAGGGUAGUUCUAAAGAUGGGUCGACGAGGGUAAUUGGCGAGGAACCCGCUCUUUUUCUGCUGCACUUCUUACCAGGCUUAGGAUUCCCGUUUCCAUUCCCAUUCCCAGGUUUGGGAUUCCCAUUGCCAGGCUUGGGAGCCCCAUUGCCAGGCUUGGGAGCCCCGUUUCCGUUUCCGUUUCCGUUCCCGUUGGGAGGUUAUCCGCCGGGGACUGGGUUUGCAGGUGGCCCUGGUAAAGGUUUCGGCGGUGGUGGGGGGUUUGGGUUUCCCGGCGGCGGUCCUGGUAAAGGUUUGGGCGGUCGUGGGGGGUUUGGGCCUGGUGGUUUUCAGGGUAAACAGGAGGCGGAGGGCAAAGAUGAGUUCAGAAGAAAUCCGUCUCCAUGA
Messenger RNA from Lactuca sativa (garden lettuce), 585 nucleotides. NCBI's taxonomy places the organism in Eukaryota, Viridiplantae, Streptophyta, Magnoliopsida, Asterales, Asteraceae. The record is from RefSeq and is a predicted model, not a curated record.